Molecule: messenger RNA, 966 nt
Organism: Gloeophyllum trabeum ATCC 11539
Lineage: Eukaryota; Fungi; Basidiomycota; Agaricomycetes; Gloeophyllales; Gloeophyllaceae
Product: TFIID-domain-containing protein
Exons: 5
Coding region: 1-966 (321 amino acids)
Biological process (GO): transcription by RNA polymerase II
Cellular component (GO): SAGA complex
Molecular function (GO): protein heterodimerization activity; transcription coregulator activity
Source: RefSeq, a predicted model, not a curated record
AUGUUUGUGUUUGGUGAAGUCCAAGAUCCUAACAACGAAACUGUGAACCUCGUGGAGGACAUUGUCCGUAGCCAACUGAUUGAGCUGAUUGUGCAGGCAAGAGCCCUAGCGAACCGGCGUGGUGCACGUUACGUCUCCGCGGAGGAUCUCAUCUUCCUGAUUCGUCACGACAGAGGAAAAGUGAACAGACUGCGAACGUACUUGUCCUGGAAGGACGUACGGAAGCACGCAAAGGACUCUGGAGGUGACGGCGGUGGAGGGGUCGAAGUUGAAGCAUUAGAGGAUGGCCCGGAUGACAAACUUGCGUCCAAGGCGCAGAAGAUUACGGUGAAGUUGCCCUGGGAGAUCAUGACUAUAUACUCAGAAGUGCUCCCUUCCGAUGAUGAAGAAGACGAAGAGGAUAUUGAGGCUCACGAGGCGUCCAUCCAACGACUCAAGGAAGCAGAUGACGCGACAAAAGAAAUGACCAGAGAAGAGUAUCAACACUACUCAGAUUGCCGGCAAGCAUCGUUCACUUACCGGAAAGCAAAGCGUUUCCGGGAAUUCCUCAAUCUUCCAACUCAUCUCGACCUGAAGGCCAAUGACGACACAGUCGAUAUUGUUGGUUUCCUCGCCUUUGAGAUGGUCAGAGCUCUGACCAUCGGCGGGCUUGAAGUCAAGAAAUCCCUCGAAGAAUCGUAUCUCCUGGAGGACCAUAGUGCCUCCCCAGUCCUCGGCAAGCGCAAAGCUGGCGGAGGACUGGACGCGAGCAACAAGCGGAGACGCGAAGAUUCGCCUGAACGGGAUGACUAUACUUUACCAGUCUGUUCCUUGUUCCUGGCCCCUCCCGAAUCGCGAACUCCCCUGCGGCCCGAGCACAUUCAAGACGCCUUCGCCCGGAUGCAGUUUGACUGGGCCCACCACCGGUCUGCGGGAAUGCACAACUGGCGCGGCGGCCUUGUACGGACUAGGGUCAGUCUCAUAUAA